GUUUGUAGAGAAGAGUGCAGUUCCUCAGCUAGUUCUAAAGGCGGUCACAUAGAGACAUCUGUCAACCCAGUUUGUGAUUCCAGUAGGAGAGAGUACACUGUUUCUGGGCUAGCAGAUGCCAGGAAGCCAUCUUCCUGCUUACCUGGCAACCCUGAUCUACCUGACAGGCCUUCACCUGGUGAUUUGAAGACAAAUUUUGAGAACCACCCAAGGAAGGAUUCAGUGGAGGGUCACCUGAAUCUUCGGCAGUAUGUUAUUCCUUCAACACGAAUCAGCUACAGCAGCAACAAAGAAAUAAACAACCUCAAUGAAUUCCCACAGAAUGCAGAUCAUGUAAAUGCACACAUGUGCUCAACCAACAGGCCAUAUCCUUCUACCGCCAGCAUUCCUGAUACAGAAACUCCCUCCCCAAACUCCAGCUCACCUCAUCCUGAGCUGAGACAAGACUUCUUUCAAUCAACACCAGGUUCCUCAGCAGCAGACUCCUCAGAGGAAAACUACAUGGCUGAGCCCGGCUGUGAGCCAGUGUAUGAAGAAGUUCAGGUGCCAGCAUCCAUGUCCACUUUACCCAACCUGGACCCAGACGGUCAUCUUUGUGACCAGUCAUCAGCCGUGUAUGGACAUCCCUCGUGUGUGAUUUCCAGUCGGUGUUAA
Messenger RNA from Candidula unifasciata, 654 nucleotides. Lineage: Eukaryota; Metazoa; Mollusca; Gastropoda; Stylommatophora; Geomitridae. The record is from the annotation of a GenBank genome assembly.